This is a messenger RNA of Cololabis saira (Pacific saury), 17001 nucleotides long. RefSeq names its product ubiquitin protein ligase E3 component n-recognin 4 (gene ubr4). Gene Ontology annotation, molecular function: protein binding; zinc ion binding. The transcript has 106 exons. Lineage: Eukaryota; Metazoa; Chordata; Actinopteri; Beloniformes; Belonidae. The coding region runs from base 1 to 15591 and encodes 5196 amino acids. The record is from RefSeq and is a predicted model, not a curated record.
AUGGCGUCCAGCGGAGGAGAUGGGGAGCACGAAUGGACAGCGGCUGUACGGCCUCUGCUAUCAGCCUCCUACACCGCUUUCGAGACGAAAGAGCUCCCGCAGCUCAUCGGAUCCAUCAUUAACAGUGAAUCCGACAUCCUUCACCACGACAAACAGUAUGAGCCUUUCUACUCAUCAUUUGUGGCUCUUUCUGCACAUUACAUCACAACAGUAUGCGGACAAAUACCGAGAAAUCAGUUGUUGUCUGUUGCCGCAGCAUGCAAAAUAUUGAUUGAAUUCUCACUGCUGCGGCUGGAGAACCCAGAUGAAGCAUGCGCAGUGUCCCAGAAACACCUCAUUCUUCUUAUAAAAGGACUUUGCACAGGCUGCAGCAGACUAGAUCGUACAGAGAUCAUUACUUUCACUGCUAUGAUGAAGUCUGCCAAGUUGCCUCAAACCAUCAAAACGCUUUCAGACGUGGAAGAUCAGAAGGACUUGCCCAGUACUGUGAAUCCAGAGCUUCGACAAAAAGAAGUACAAAUGAACUUCUUCAAUCAACUGACUUCAGUUUUUAAUCCUGACCUCACCACCAUCUUGGCCUCUCCAUCAGCAGCCCACAUGCAGGCUGAGAGUGAUAGUGAUGACCAAGCCACAGAUCAAGCUAUUCAGGCCAAAAUGAAAAAUGCCUUCGUCUCUCAGAAUGUGUCAAGCUUACAAGAACUUGGCGGAUCAGAGAAGUUGCUACGAGUUUGCCUCAACCUGCCCUACUUCUUACGUUACAUCAACCGUUUUCAGGAUGCUGUGUCUGCCAACUCUUUCUUCAUCAUGCCUGCCACAGUGGCUGAUGCCACUGCUGUCCGCAAUGGAUUUCACUCAUUGGUGAUAGACGUCACCAUGGCUCUGGACACACUUUCUUUACCUGUUCUGGAACCUUUGACACCAGGGAGACUACUGGACAUGACUGUUCUUGCUUUGAGCUGUCUCUAUGCUGGUGUGAGCGUGGCCACUUGCAUGGCCAUUUUACAGGUAGGCAGUGGCUUGCAGCUGCGCUCUGCUUCCACUGGGACCAAAGAAGAGGACUAUGAAAAUGAUGCUGCCACAAUUGUUCAGAAAUGUCUGGAGAUCUAUGAAAUGAUUGGACAAGCAAUCAGCAACUCUCGGAGAGCUGGUGGAGAGCAUUAUCAGAACUUCCAGCUGCUCGGAGCCUGGUGCCUCUUAAACAGCCUGUACCUAAUACUGAACCUGAGCCCGACUGCACUGGCAGAUAAAGGCAAAGAGAAGGAUCCACUUGCUGCCUUGCGUGUUCGGGAUAUUGCUUCCCGCACCAAGGAUGGUGCAGGAUCGCCCAAACUCGGUCCUGGCAAAGGGCACCAAGGAUUUGGAGUCUUGUCCGUCAUUCUGGCCAAUCAUGCCAUCAAACUAUUGACUUCACUUUUCCAGGACCUGCAGGUGGAGGCUCUGCAUCGGGGUUGGGCAAGUGAUGGACCACCAGCUGAGCUCAACAUCAUGGCACAGAGCACUUCCAUUCAAAGGGUGCAAAGACUAAUCGACUCAGUGCCCCUGACCAAUCUGCUAUUCACUCUUCUUUCCACUUCCUACAAAAAGGCUUGUGUUCUUCAGCGCCAAAGGAAGGGAUCAGUGAGCAGUGACGCCAGUGCUUCAACUGAUUCAAACACCUACUAUGAGGAUGAUUUCAGUAGUACAGAGGAGGACAGCAGCCAAGCAGAGAGAAGACAGGAGAAGACAAAUGCAGCUUGUGUCUCAGAUGAUGACAGUGAACCCAUCUUAGGGCUGUGGUUUGAAGAAACAAUUUCGCCCACCAAAGAUAAAGUCGCUCCACCACCGCCUCCACCACCCCCACCCCUAGAGACCUCUCCGAGACUCAAGAGUCCCAGCAAACAGAAUCCAAGUGAGAAUGGAAACAUUCUAGCGGGGCGUAAGGAUCCAGAACUGUUCCUCAGCUUGGCUUCUUGCAUACUGAACUUCAUCACCACUUCAAUGCUGAAGUCCCGGAACAACUUCAUUCGCAACUAUCUGAGUGUAUCUCUGACGGAGCAACACAUGGCUACAUUAGCCAGCAUUAUUAAAGAUGUGGACAAAGAUGUCAAAGGAUCCUCAGAUGAAGUGUUUUCCUUGGCUCUGUACCACUUCAACCACACCCUGGUAACCUCAGAUCUUCCAUCCCCAGCCUUGCAGAACACUCUUCUACAGCAGUUAGGGGUUGCUCCCUUUUCAGAGGGUCCAUGGCCUUUGUACAUUCACCCUCAAUCGCUAUCGGUCCUCUCCAGACUUCUUCUUAUUUGGCAGCACAAAGCUAGUCUCCAGGGGGAGCCAGAUGUACCUGAGUGUAUGAAAGUGUGGGAAAGAUUUAUAGGAACCUUGAAACAACACACAAUCCAGGGUUCUAUUCAGGGAGAAGAUGACCUUAAUGUCGAACACCUUCAGCUUUUAUUGCUCCUUUUCCACAAUCUGUCAGAACGUGGAGGCCGAUCAGUCCUCACCAUGGUCACUCAGGCCAUUACUGAAGUGGCACAAAGCAGAGACUCCCAGCUGAAAUCCGUACCCCUCAACCUGGCUCGCUUGUUGCUGAUCUUUGACUACUUGCUGCGGCACUACUCCAAAGCCCCCGUGUACCUCUUUGAACAGGUGCAGUACAAUCUUCUCACCCCACCAACCACUGGGCCAAGUUCGGUUCAGGAAGGAAGCAAAGGCAGCGGCCUCCCGCUUUACUAUGGAUUUAAAGAGGUGGAGGAAAACUGGAGUAAACAUUGCUCGCCAGAUUCAAAUGUGCAGCCCAAAUUCUACUGUGUGCUGUCACCUGAAGCAUCCGAAGAUGAUAUCAGUAGACUAGACAGCAAGGUUUUUCCAAAGCUGUUCAGCGGAGCAGUUAAAUAUGAUGAUCUGUAUGCAUGGCUGAUCUCACUCCUGGCAGCAGGCUCUCAGUUUGACACAGCAAGAAGACAAGAAAACAAGCCUAUUACGUCUUUGGAGGCCUGCUCGCUCCAGUACUAUUUUCUGGUGCUAUGGAGAAUCUUGGGUGUUUUACCACCCUCAAAAGCUUUCAUGGAGCAGCUAAAGAAUGGUUGCAGCAACCCCAGUGAAAGUGACAUUCUGCACACACUGCGAUGGUCUUCUCGUCUACGAGUGCCUACCUACGUGAACUGGAUUAAGGAGCACUUGGUGAAGCAGGGGAUGAAAACGGACCAAGCAGCCUCCCUUGUUGAGAUGACAACUGCAAAGUGCAGCACUGUUAAAUAUGAUGUGGAGGUUGCAGAAGAGUACAUUGCCAGACAGAUUUCUACUUUCUCAAGUGUAGACCCAAAUGUUGUCCUUCAACUUCAUCAGUUGCCCUCUCUACAAUCCAUUUACACCCUGGAUGCAGUACUUUCUAAAGUACAGGUUUCCUUAGAUGAACAUUUAUCAAAGGUUGCAAUUGAGGCAGACUCUCACAAAUCCUCUGAUAUCACAAAAAACCUGCUCCCAGCAACGCUACAGCUCGUUGACAGUUACACUGCCUUCACAAGAUCCUACCUUCUCAUGAACAUCCCAGAGGAGGGAGAAAACAAGCUGACUGAGGCUAAACUCCAAGGCUAUGCUGCAGUACUCUCCAUUGGCUCCACCAGGUGCAAGGCCAACACAUUGGGUCACAGUAUUAUGCAGAAUUUGCCAUCAGCUGUACAGACAACAUGUGAGACUUGGAACAGCAUCAACACCAAUGAGUUUCCCAACAUAGGUUCAUGGCGAAAUGCUUUUGCCAAUGAUACCAUCCCAUCGGAGAGCUACAUCAGUGCCAUCCAAGCCGCUCAUCUGGGUACACUGAGUUGUCAGUCCUUGCCUCUGGCUUCUUCUCUUAAGCACAUCCUUCUGUCUUUGGUUCGCCUCACCGGCGACCUCAUUGUCACAGAGGAGUUGAACCCCUCGCAGGUUGUGAGCACUCUGCUGCCCCUCCUCCUUGAGAGCAGUACAGAGAGUGUAGGAGAGAUCAGUAGCACCUCGCUGGAGCGCAUCCUUGGCCCUGCAGAGUCGGAUGCCUUCUUAGCCCGAAUCUAUGAGCGAUUGGUGACCGGAUGUUACAACAUAAUUGCCAGUCACUCAGACCCUAACAGUGGUUUGGAUGAGUCUGUCCUUGAAGAAUGUCUCCAGUAUCUUGAAAAACAGCUGGAGAACAGUCAGGUCCGAAAGGCAAUGGAGGAAUUCUUUUCAUUCAGUGGAGAACUUGUCCAGAUAAUGAUGGCAACAGCUAAUGAAAACCUGUCUGCAAAGUUCUGUAACAGAGUGCUGAAAUUCUUCACCAAGCUUUUCCAGCUUACUGAGAAGAGUCCAAACCCAAGCCUAUUGUGUCUGUGUGGCUCUCUGGCCCAGCUAGCCUGUGUGGAGCCAUCGCGUCUGCAGUCCUGGCUGACACGUAUGACUGCCACCCCACCAAAAGACUCGGAGCAACUGGAAAUAGUGCAAGAAAACCGACAGCUUCUCCAGGUGCUCACUACUCAUAUUGUGCGCGACAAUAGCCAAGUGGGGGAAGGAGUGUGCACUGUCCUCCUCAGCACGCUUAUUCCCAUGGCAACAGACAUGCUGGCCAAUGGUGAUGGAACAGGCUUUCCUGAGCUUAUGGUCAUAAUGGCUACACUUGCGAGUGCUGGACAGGGGGCAGGCCACCUACAACUUCACAGGGCAUCUAUUGACUGGCUGACCAGAUGUAAAAAGUAUUUGACACAGAAGAAUGUUGUGGAGAAAGUCAGCACAAAUUUGUCCCAUGGAAAGCACGCCAGCAUGCUGGAAUGCUCUUGCCACAUCAUCUCCUAUCUGGCUGAUGUCAUGAAUGCUUUGCGACAAAGCAGUGGCCAGGGUACCUCAUCACUGCUCGUGGAGGGAGAUGAGAAGGCAAUGGAAGUUGACUCAGACUGGGUGGAGGAACUUGCAGUAGAGGACGACGAUUCCCAGGCAGAGGACUCUGAUGAAGACUCCCUGUGCAACAAACUCUGCACCUUUACCAUAACUCAGAAGGAGUUUAUGAACCAGCACUGGUACCAUUGUCACACCUGUAAGAUGGUGGAUGGGGUAGGUGUGUGCACAGUGUGCGCCAAGGUCUGUCACAAAGACCAUGAGAUCUCCUAUGCCAAAUAUGGCUCUUUCUUCUGUGACUGCGGUGCCAAAGAGGAUGGCAGCUGCCAGGUGAGACCGAAUACCUCAGGUCAUCAUGGGAAGAGAACAACAGCGGCCUUGGUCAAACGCAGUCCCAGCAGUGGCAUGAGCUCUACUCUCAAAGAAUCUUCAGCAUUCCAGAAUGAACUGCGAAUGCCUGAGAGCGCUAUCCGCCAUCAGAAUUCCUCACCAUCCGAGAAAAGCAAAGUCACCAUCUGUGAUGGCAAAUCUGUUGAUGAAGACAAACCUAAGAAGAGCAGUGUGUGCAAGACCAUUGAAGGCUGCCAGGAGGAGUUGCAAACACAAGUGAUGGGAUCAUCCACUGCUGCAGUCAUACUCGAUAUGCUCAUGUUUCUCAUGGAAGCCAUCCAGGCCAACUUUCAGCAGGCAUCAGUGGUGGGAAGCAGUAGCAGGGCUCAGCAAGCCCUCAAUGAACUGCAUACUCAGGACAAAAAUGUGGAGAUGACUGACCAGUUAAUGGUACCCACACUUGGGUCUCAGGAAGGGGCUUUUGAGAAUGUGCGGAUGAACUAUAGUGGUGACCAGGGGCAAACUAUACGUCAGCUCAUCAGUGCGCAUGUACUGCGCCGUGUUGCCAUGUGUGUCCUGUCCUCACCUCAUGGCCGCCGUCAGCACCUUGCAGUUAGCCAUGAGAAAGGAAAAAUAACAGUUCUGCAGUUGUCCACUCUCCUGAAGCAAGCUGAUUCCAGUAAAAGAAAGCUUACACUGACACGCCUGGCCUCUGCUCCAGUCCCGUUUACUGUCCUCAGUCUCACAGGCAACCCUUGCAAUGAAGACUACCUGGCAGUGUGUGGCCUUAAGGACUGCCACGUGCUAACUUUCAGCAGUACAGGCUCCGUGUCAGACCAUCUGGUGUUACACCCCCAACUCGCUACAGGCAACUUCAUCAUCAAAGCAAUCUGGUUACCGGGCUCUCAGACUGAGCUUGCCAUCAUCACUGCUGACUUUGUCAAGAUCUAUGACUUGUCAGUGGAUGCCCUGAGUCCCAUGUACUACUUCCUCCUCCCUAGUUCCAAGAUCCGCGACGCUACAUUCCUUUUCAACGAGGAGGGGAAAAACAUCAUUGUAAUCAUGUCCUCAGCAGGUUACAUGUACACUCAGGUCAUGGAAGAAUCUAGCAGCGCUCAACAUGGCCCUUUCUAUGUUACCAAUGUAUUGGAGAUAACACAUGAGGACUUGAAGGACUCCAAUGGGCAGGUGGCUGGCGGUGGUGUGUCCGUUUAUUACUCCCAUGUCCUUCAGAUGCUUUUCUUCAGCUACAGCCAAGGAAAGUCUUUUGCUGCCACAGUGAGCCGUAGCACUACUGAAGUGCAGAGGCUCUUCCCCAUCAACAUCAAAGGGUCAAAUGGUGGCAGCAGUAAGAUGUCACCUGCUCUGUGCCAGUGGUCAGAGGUUAUGAACCAUCCCGGUCUUGUUUGCUGUGUGCAACAGACGACAGGCAUACCACUUGUAAUCAUGGUCAAGCCUGACACUUUCCUCAUCCAGGAGAUUAAAACUCUACCGGCUAAAGCGAAGAUUCAAGAUAUGGUUGCUAUCCGACACACUGCUAGUAAUGAGCAACAGCGCACAACAAUGAUUCUCCUUUGCGAGGAUGGAAGCCUAAGAAUCUACAUGGCAAAUGUUGACAACACCUCAUACUGGCUCCAACCCUCGCUGCAGCCCAGCUGUGGAAUCAGUAUCAUGAAACCAGUACGCAAGCGCAAAGCUGCAGCUGCAACAACUCGGACCUCCAGUCAGGUGACGUUCCCCGUGGACUUCUUUGAACACAACCAACAACUGACAGAGGUGGAGUUUGGCGGUAAUGACUUAUUGCAGGUCUACAAUGGACAGCAGAUAAAACACAGGCUCAACUCCACAGGGAUGUAUGUGGCCAACACUAAGCCUGGGGGAUUCACUGUGGACGCAGUAAACAACAACAGUUCAAUGGUGAUGACAGGCAUGCGUGUUCAGGUGGGCACUCAGGCCAUCGAGAGAGCUCCUUCGUAUGUGGAGGUCUUUGGCCGCACCAUGCAGAUCAACAUGACAAGAGCCCGUUGGUUUGACUUCCCCUUCACCAGAGAGGAGGCUCUCCAGGCUGACAAGAAACUAUCCAUAUUCAUUGGAGCAUCAGUUGAUCCAGCUGGAGUCACCAUGCUUGAUUCAAUCAAGGUAUAUGGUAAAACCAAGGAGCAGUUUGGCUGGCCUGAGGAUCCACCAGAAGACUUCUCUUCAGCAUCAGUUAAUAAUGUCUGCAGUCCCAGCCUCAACCAGGGCAACGGUACCUCUGACGGAGACAUCGCCACUCCUGCCACAACAAGUGGCACCGUGCUGGAGAGUUGUGAAACUGAGUCCUUAUCAACCUUGGACCGGUUGGUAGUCAGCUCCCUUGAAGCGUUGGAAAGUUGCUUUGCAUUAGGUUCAUCCACUGAAAAGGAGAAAAACAAGGCUUCUGCACUGGAGUUGGCCACCUUACUCCUGUCCAUGCCGACUCCUGCAGGUGUGCAGCAGCAGACCAAGGGGCUUCUAGCAAGCCUUCACACCAGCCGCACUGCCUACCACAACCACAAGGACCAGUCCUUGCUAAGUAAUGCAGUGCAGUGUCUAAAUAGUUGUAGCCGUGAGGGGAAGGAGCUGGACCCUGAUGUUUUCCAGAGGCUCGUGAUCACUGCCCGCUCCAUUGCCAUCAUGAGACCCAACAACUUGGUGCAUUUCACUGAAAAUAAGUUAUUGCACUAUGAGUCUGAUGUGACUGAGGAUGUGCUAAAACAUAUGGACAGUGAAAGUUGUAACUUUAUAUCACAACUUAUGAAUAACUUCUGGAAGCUUCACGCCCAGAAACCAAAGAAUGCAUUUCUUGCUCCUGCUUGCCUGCCUGGCCUGACUCAUGUGGAAGCAACAGUUAAUGCACUUGUGGACAUUAUCCAUGCAUACUGCACAUGUGAGCUGGAUUACGUCAAUGUGGCAUCCAAGAUCUACAUGCAAAUGUUGCUGUGCCCUGACACUGCUGUGAGCUUUGCUUGCAAGCAGGCUCUUAUCAGAGUGCUGCGACCAAGAAACAAACGUCGUCACGUGACACUUCCAUCUCCCCCACGCUCCAACACACCUAUAGGAGACAAGGAUGAUGAUGAUGAUGACGACGCGGAUGACAAAAUCCAAUCAUCGGUGAUGACUCGGGGAGAGGAAGGCCGACGAGAGAGCCAAGAACAGAGUGAAGUGGACCAUGGCGACUUCGAGAUGGUGUCUGAAUCAAUGGUCCUGGAAACGGCAGAGAAUGUUAAUAAUGGAAACCCCUCUCCUCUGGAGGCUCUGCUUGCCGGGGCUGAAGGUUUCCCCCCAAUGCUCGACAUUCCUCCUGAUGCUGAUGAUGAAACUAUGGUAGAAUUGGCUAUUGCUCUCAGCCUUCAGCAGGAUCAACAAGGCAGCAGCAGCAGUGCUCUUGGCCUUCAGAGCCUUGGCCUGUCUGGUCAGGCCCCAAGUUCUUCUUCACUUGAUGCAGGGACUCUGUCAGACACCACAGCAUCAGCCCCGGCAUCAGAUGAUGAGGGCAGCACGGCUGCUACUGAUGGCUCUACGUUGCGGACCUCGCCAGCUGAACAUGGAGGCAGCGUGGGCUCAGAGAGUGGGGGUUCAGCUAUCGACUCUGUUGCAGGGGAACACAGUGUGUCAGGACGCAGCAGUGCAUACGGAGACACUACAGUGGAAGGCCACCCUGCUGGUCCAGGAAGUGUAAGUUCCAGUACUGGAGCCAUCAGUACCACAACAGCCCAGCAGGAGGGCGAUGGCUCAGAGGGAGAGACUGAAGGAGACAUCCACACAAGCAACAGGUUGCACAUGGUUCGUCUUAUGCUUCUGGAGCGCUUACUGCAGCACCUUUCACAGCUCCACAAUGUGGGUGGAGUUCAAGCCAUCCCAUACAUGCAAGUCAUUCUUAUGUUGACAUCUGACCUUGAUGGUGAAGAUGAAAAGGAUAAAGGUGCCUUGGAUGACCUGCUUGCACAGCUCAUUGCUGAGCUUGGCAUACACAAGAAGGAUGUGUCUAAAAAGAAUGAACGAAGCUCCAUCAAUGAAGUUCACCUGGUCAUCAUGAGAUUGCUAAGUGUCUUCAUGUCUCGUACCAAGUCUGGCUCAAAGUCUUCUUCUGAGUCAUCAUCAUUGAUUUCCAAUGCGACAGCGACGGCCUUGCUCAACCUGGGUGCCAUUGACUACUGCCUUCAUGUCCUGAAGUCGCUCCUGGAGUUCUGGAAGAGCCAGCAGGGCGAAGAAGAGCCUGUGGCCGCCAGCCAGCUCCUCCGCACACACACAGCCUCCUCUCCCCCUGACAUGAGCCCUUUUUUCCUGCGCCAGUAUGUCAAGGGACAUGCUGCUGAUGUGUUUGAAGCCUACUCCCAGCUGUUGACUGAAAUGGUGCUCCGGUUGCCAUAUCAGAUAAAAAAGAUUGCCGACACAAACCCUCGCAUCUCACCUCCUGUCUUUGACCAUUCCUGGUUCUAUUAUCUAUCUGAAUAUCUGAUGAUUCAACAGACACCUUUCGUCAGGAGACAAGUCAGAAAGCUGUUGCUGUUUAUUUGCGGCUCAAAGGAAAAGUAUCGCCAGUUGCGAGAUUUGCACACACUUGACUCGCAUGUAAGGAGCAUCAAAAAGCUGCUGGAGGAACAAGGCAUCUUUCUCCGUGCUGGUGUUGUCACUGCCACAUCUGGUUCAGCACUACAGUACGACACACUCAUCAAUUUGAUGGAACAUCUGAAAGCAUGUGCUGAAAUCGCCACUCAAAGGACGGUCAACUGGCAGAAAUUCUGCAUGAAGGAUGAUUCCGUGUUGUACUUCCUGCUCCAGGUUAGCUUUCUUGUGGAUGAAGGUGUUUCUCCAGUUCUGCUUCAACUCCUCUCGUGUGCCCUGUGUGGCAGCAAGGUGCUCGCCACCUCCUCCUCUACAUCCUCAUCAGUCUCAGGAGGAGGCUCUGGCAGUGCGGGACAGGCAGCACCUUCUCAGUCCUCUCAGAGCAAAUCCUCCAGCAAGAAAAGCAAAAAAGAAGAAAAAGAGAAAGAUAAAGAGGGGGAUGGCGUCAGCAGCCAGGAAGAUCAGCUGUGCAUGGCUCUGGUCAGUCAGCUUAACAAAUUUGCAGAUAAGGAGACACUGAUCCAGUUCUUGCGCUGUUUCCUCCUGGAGUCCAACUCAUCUGCUGUGCGCUGGCAGGCUCACUGCUUGGCGUUGCACAUCUACAGGAACUCUAGCAAAUCUCAGCAGGAGCUGCUCCUUGAACUGAUUUGGGCUAUAUGGCCAGAGCUUCCUGCAUAUGGACGCAAAGCUGCCCAAUUUGUUGACCUACUUGGAUAUUUCUCACUCAAAACCCCUCAAACUGAGAAAAAGCUGAAAGAAUAUUCCCAGAAAGCUGUGGAAAUCUUGAGGGCACAGAACCACAUCCUGACAAAUCACCCCAACUCCAACAUCUACAACACACUUUCUGGUUUAGUGGAAUUUGACGGCUUUUAUCUGGAGAGUGACCCUUGCUUGGUGUGCAACAAUCCAGAAGUUCCAUUCUCAAACAUCAAACUGUCAUCCAUUAAAGUCGACACCCGCUACACCACCACGCAGCAGGUUGUCAAGCUCAUUGGCAGCCACACCAUCAGUAAGGUCACAGUGAAGAUCGGUGACCUCAAACGCACCAAAAUGGUCCGCACCAUCAAUCUCUACUACAACAACAGGACUGUGCAAGCUAUUGUGGAACUAAAGAACAAGCCUGCUCGUUGGCACAAAGCCAAGAAAGUUCAGCUUACCCCUGGCCAAACGGAGGUGAAGAUUGACCUUCCUCUACCUAUUGUCGCCUCCAACCUGAUGAUUGAGUUUUCAGAUUUUUAUGAGAACUAUCAGGCCUCCACUGAGACCCUGCAGUGUCCACGCUGCAGCGCUUCUGUGCCUGCCAACCCCGGGGUGUGUGGCAACUGUGGUGAGAACGUCUAUCAGUGCCACAAGUGCAGGUCUAUCAACUAUGAUGAAAAAGACCCGUUCCUUUGCAAUGCCUGCGGCUUCUGCAAAUAUGCCAGAUUUGACUUCAUGCUGUAUGCUAAACCAUGCUGUGCAGUGGAUCCCAUUGAGAAUGAAGAAGACAGGAAAAAAGCUGUGACCAAUAUCAACACCUUGCUGGAUAAAGCAGACCGGGUCUACCACCAGCUGAUGGGCCACAGGCCACAGCUGGAGAGCCUCUUGUCUAAAGUCAAUGAGGCAGCACCAGAGAAACCUCAGGAUGACACAGGAGCAGGUGCAGGACUUGGUGCGUCCUCUGCUAAUGUAAACAGAUACAUUCAGCAACUGGCUCAAGAGUACAGUGGAGACUGCAAGACAUCAUUUGAUGAGCUUUCAAAGAUCAUACAGAAAGUGCUCGCAUCCCGAAAAGAGCUGUUGGAGUAUGAUCUCCAGCAGAGAGAGGCUGCCACCAAGUCAUCUCGCAGCAGUAGCAGCCACCAGCCCACUUUCACCGCCAGCCAGUACCGUGCUCUGUCUGUGCUGGGCUGUGGCCACACAUCCUCAACCAAAUGCUACGGCUGUGCCUCAGCUGUCACAGGUCACUGCAUCACGCUACUCCGUGCACUGGCCACUAAUCCAGCCCUUCGGCAGAUACUCGUCCUUCAGGGUCUCAUCCGUGAGCUCUUUGAGUAUAACUUACGACGAGGCACAGCAGCCAUGAGGGAUGAAGUUCGUCAGCUGGUCUGUCUCCUCACAAGAGAUCAUCCAGAAGCCACUCAGCAAAUGAAUGAUCUUAUCAUUGCCAAGGUGUCAUCUGCCCUCAAAGGUCACUGGGCCAAUCCUGACUUGGUUAGUAAUUUGCAGUAUGAAAUGCUGCUGCUGACCGACUCCAUUUCCAAAGAGGGUGGAUGCUGGGAGUUACGGCUGCGUUGUGCUCUAAGUCUGUUCCUCAUGUCAGUGAAUAUCAAGACACCUGUAGUGGUGGAAAACAUCACUCUCAUGUGCCUGAGAAUCCUGCAAAAGCUGAUAAAGCCCCCUACACCAACAAGCAAGAAGAACAAGGAUGCUGCUAUUGAGUCCCUCACCACAGUCAGGCCCUACAGUAAUGAAAUUCAUGCUCAGGCUCAGCUCUGGCUCAAGAAAGACCCCAAAGCAUCUUACGAAGCCUGGAAAAAGUGCCUUCUAGCACGAUGCCAGGAAACGGCAACAAAGCCUCAGGGAAAAGCUGAGUUGCGGAAGCAGUAUCUGCUCGAAAAGUAUGUAUGGAAGUGGAAACUAUUCACAAGGUCAAGGAAAGGGGAAGGCCUUUUCCCUCGUCUUCUGAAACUGAGCCAUAACAACUGGCUGCGGCAGGUUCUGUUCACACCUGCCACCCAAGCUGCAAGACAGGCAGCUUGUACUAUUAUAGAGGCCCUUACAACAAUCCCCAGCCGCAAACAACAAGUUCUUGACCUACUUACCAGUUACCUUGAUGAACUGAGUGUGGCUGGAGAGUGUGCAGCGGAGUAUCUGGGCCUGUAUCAGAAGCUGAUUAAGCCAACGCACUGGAAGGUCUACCUGGCUGCGCGGGGAGUUCUGCCUUACAUUGGGAACCUGAUUACCAAGGAAAUAGCCAAUCUUCUGGCUCUGGAGGAGGCUACACUGAGCACAGACUUGCAGCAAGGCUACGCCCUCAAGAGCUUGACUGGAUUGCUAUCUUCUUUUGUGGAGGUGGAGUCCAUUAAGCGGCAUUUCAAAAGUAGGUUGGUUGGCACGGUGCUUAAUGGUUACCUGUGUCUGAGGAAGUUGGUGGUCCAGCGCACCAAGCUCAUCGACGAGACUCAGGACAUGCUUCUAGAGAUGCUGGAGGACAUGACAACAGGUACUGAGUCUGAAACCAAAGCCUUCAUGGCCGUCUGCAUAGAGACUGCAAAACGGUACAACCUGGAUGACUACAGAACACCGGUGUUCAUUUUUGAGAGACUUUGCAGCAUAAUCUACCCGGAGGAGAAUGAGGUUACAGAAUUCUUUGUAACUCUGGAAAAGGAUCCUCAGCAGGAGGACUUCCUGCAGGGCCGCAUGCCAGGAAAUCCUUACAGCAGUAAUGAGCCUGGCAUCGGACCUUUAAUGAGGGACAUCAAGAACAAGAUCUGUCAAGAUUGCGACCUGGUGGCGCUCCUUGAAGACGACAGUGGCAUGGAGCUCUUGGUAAACAACAAAAUCAUCAGUUUGGAUCUGUCGGUAGCAGAGGUCUACAAGAAGGUGUGGUGCCCGACAAACGAGGGUGAGCCAAUGAGAAUCAUCUAUCGCAUGAGAGGUCUCCUUGGAGAUGCUACUGAGGAGUUCAUAGAGUCACUGGACUCAACCACAGAUGAGGAGGAAGACGAUGAGGAAGUCUACAAGAUGGCAGGAGUCAUGGCUCAGUGUGGAGGACUGGAGUGUAUGCUCAACCGGCUGUCUGGAAUCAAUGAUUUCAAACAAGGAAGACAUUUGCUCACUGUUUUGCUGAAGUUGUUCAGUUACUGUGUGAAGGUGAAGAUCAACAGACAGCAGCUCGUCAAACCAGAGAUGAACACACUCAAUGUCAUGCUGGGAACUCUCAACCUGGCUUUGGUGGCUGAACAGGAGAGCAAGGACAGUGGUGGAGCCUCUAUAGCAGAACAAGUUUUGAGCAUAAUGGAAAUCAUACUGGAUGAAGCCAAUGCAGAGAUUUCGGAGGACAAGAGCAACCUUCUGCUCACGGGGGACAAAGAUCAGCUCGUCAUGUUGUUGGAUCAGAUCAACACCCCUUUUGUGCGCUCCAAUCCCAGCGUGCUGCAGGGCUUGCUGCGUAUCAUCCCAUACUUAUCCUUUGGUGAACUGGAGAAGAUGAAGAUUUUAGUAGAGCGCUUCAAACCAUACUGCAGCUUUGACAACUACGACGAGGAACACAGUGCAGAUGACAAAGUCUUUUUGGAUUGCUUCUGUAAAAUCGCUGCUGGAAUCAAAAACAACAGCAACGGCCAUCAGCUGAAAGAUCUCAUCCUCCAGAAGGGAAUCACACAGAGUGCAUUAGACUACAUGAAGAAACAUAUCCCAAAUGCAAAAAACCUGGACGCAGACGUGUGGAAAAAGUUCCUCUCUCGACCAGCUCUACCCUUCAUUCUGAGACUUCUCCGUGGUCUGGCAACCCAGCAUCCACCCACACAGAUGUUGAUAGGCACAGAUUCAAUAACGAACUUGCACAAGCUGGAGCAGGUAUCCAGCGAUGAAGGCAUCGGAACACUAGCGGAGAAUCUUCUUGAGGCGUUGAGGGAGAAUAGUGAUGUCAAUCUGAAGAUUGAAGCAGCUCGUAGGGAAACCAGAGCUGAGAAGAAGCGCAUGGCAAUGGCCAUGAGACAGAAGGCCCUGGGAACUCUGGGAAUGACGACCAAUGAGAAGGGGCAGGUGGUUACGAAGACUUCACUUUUGAAGCAAAUGGAGGAGCUGAUAGAAGAGCCGGGUUUGACCUGCUGCAUCUGCAGAGAGGGUUACAAGUUUCAGCCAACCAAAGUCCUGGGUAUUUACACAUUCACAAAGCGUGUGGCCUUGGAAGACUUUGAAAACAAGCCUCGCAAGCAGCAGGGCUACAGCACUGUAUCGCACUUUAACAUAGUCCACUACGACUGUCAUCUGGCAGCUGUCAGGUUGGCUCGUGGGAGAGAGGAGUGGGACAGUGCUGCUCUCCAGAAUGCUAACACCAAGUGCAAUGGACUGCUUCCUGUCUGGGGGCCACAUGUGCCAGAAUCAGCAUUUGCUACGUGCUUAGCAAGACACAACACAUAUCUCCAGGAAUGCACGGGCCAGAGGGAGCCCACGUACCAACUCAACAUCCACGACACCAAACUGCUCUUCCUCCGCUUUGCUACCGAGCAGUCUUUCAGCGUGGACACGGGAGGCGGUGGUCGAGAGAGCAACAUCCACCUCAUUCCCUAUGUCAUCCACACUGUGCUCUAUGUCCUCAACACUACAAGGGCUACGUCCCGAGAGGAGAAGAAUCUGCAGAGUUUCCAGGAGCAGCCGUGUGAGAAGUGGGUGGAAAGCUCAUAUGAUGUGGAAGGACCACACUACUUCACCAUCCUGGGGAUGCACGUCAUGGCACCUGAACAGUGGAGGAGUUCACGGUUGUACUUCCUCAGAAGGCUCCUGGUUGCCGCACAUGCCCGCAAGGUUUCUGCUGUCUUCACAAACAAAGUAACAGAUAAAACACCAAAGGAAUAUGCAGUCUACCGCUCACCUCUUCUCUUCUGGGGCCUGGUGGACCUUGUUUAUGACAUGUUCAGGAAGGUUCCCACCAGCAACACCGAGGGGGGCUGGUCCUUCUCACUGGCAGAAUAUAUCCGUCACAACGACAUGCCCAUCUACGAGGCCUCGGAGCGCGUGCUCAGGACCUUCCAGGAUGAGCUCAUGCCUGCUGAGUCCGUGUCAGAGUUCUUUGACGUUGUAGGUCUCCUCUCUGAGAUUCCAGAUCCAGACCUCUUCCUACAGGAUUUGUUGAACUCUUUGCCCUGAUCCAUCUGCACCUCUCUGACACACGAUAGCCCUGCAAUUAAAGUUGACACGUACCAGCUGAAAAACAACAAAAUAAUAUCACUCUGUUUACACACUGGCACAGAGUGCACACAAAUAGUAUACACCAUGCUUCCAAUCCAACUCCCACCCCCAUGUGACAUCUCAAGAAUUAGCUCUUAACAGAAAUCUAUAUGUAGGCUGAAUAUUAAAAAAAAAAGAAGAAGAAGAGAAAAAUCAUCCAUUUUUCUACUCAAGGUUGACGGACACCACACUGAAACUGAAACAGAAGUCACACUUUCCCCUACUGAUUUAAAAUGCUUCACUCUACACUUAAAGGCGACAUCCAUGUUUUCAGCAAGCUUGAAAGGAAAGUCAGCUGACCAUUUAGAGACAUUUUGUGUGUUUUCCAGUUUACAACCGUCACCAUCAAGGCUGAAACUUCAUUGUUCUGUUUUUCUUGGAGGGCUGAGAAAAUUAAGUUAUUCAUGUCAAAAUGACAAUAAUGUGGUUAAUGAGUUAACUUGUAAAUUAUAUUUUGGGGUGAUCAUAGUAUUGGCUUUAACCCCUCAUCCAUGAUAUUGGGGUACAAAGUUAAGGUAAAUUAAAUAUUUUGGUAUGUGACCCACCACAUUUAAGAGUGGCAUUAGAUUUUACCCAUUUUUCCUUUUUUUGUUUGCUUUAAGUUUGUUUUUGGUCUUUUUUUUCCCCCCCUAAAUGGCAGAAGGUCUCAUGGUUGCAAGAUCCUGCUCUUUCUCCGGGCUCGUGCUGUUUUGUCUACAUUUGGGUUCUAACUGGAUUUUGAGAGAUGGACUGGGAAAAAAAUGUAGUGUGAGAGUGUGUAAUGUUUUGUUUUUAUCUUCACAAGCAGAAUGGGGAGAAGAACUGAACAAAUUUUUGCUUUAUUUACCAUAAAGCUAUGCCUUUUGAAGUAAAUUUUGAACUAGUAAAAGAUUCCAUCUGUUGCUAUGAAGUAUUGUUUAAAUUAAUAAUAAAACAAACUUGCAUUGUAUCCUACAACACUUUUCUUUGACUAAUGGUUUUGUUGCAGUUUGGUUUCUGCCCAGCAGUGUGUUCAUUUCUCCUGCCUCUCUGCACUUCUUAAUUUACACUCCCUUUUCCCCCAGACUUGCUGAUAAAACACACAUCCGUUACCAGAGCAGAUUUAUGGGAAACAGGAUAGAUUUGACUUUCUCUCUUAACAGCUGAUCGACUCUUUGACUUGCACAUGACCAAAACGGUGUCAUUGUACUUCAGAGUUGAAUGCAUGGUGUGAAGCUUCCCCAGGUUAUUGUUGAUUCGUCCGUUCCCGCUGCUACAAUGUUGAACUGUUGCUGAAUGUCUGCUUUUUGAAUUUAGCCGAUCAUUAAUAAAGUGUAAUAAUUUCAAAUCUGAUAAAGGGCAGCCUCUUCU